This is a messenger RNA of Trichophyton benhamiae CBS 112371, 1815 nucleotides long. RefSeq lists its product as uncharacterized. NCBI's taxonomy places the organism in Eukaryota, Fungi, Ascomycota, Eurotiomycetes, Onygenales, Arthrodermataceae. Gene Ontology annotation, biological process: regulation of mRNA processing; spliceosomal complex assembly; protein phosphorylation. The transcript has 4 exons. Gene Ontology annotation, molecular function: ATP binding; protein kinase activity. Bases 1 to 1815 code for a protein of 604 amino acids. The record is from RefSeq and is a predicted model, not a curated record.
AUGAAUGGCGGCGAUCUGAAAAAGGCUGCUGCCGCUGCUGCUAACGGUACCGCGGGCAAGAAACGCAGGAAGGCCUCUGAUCUCAAGCCCAUCAUCACCAACGAGGAGUCUGAUCCAGCUACCAUGUCCAGCACCCAGUCCGUUUACACCUCCUCCCUCCCCAUUUCGCCCCUGUCGCGAGCUUCGUCGUCCUCGUCAGAGGAAGAAGUCGACGCUGCAGACGAGGAAGACUCCGAGGACUACUGCAAGGGGGGCUACCACCCGGUCUCCGUGGGCGAGUCCUACAACAACGGCCGCUACAUCGUCGUCCGCAAGCUCGGCUGGGGCCAUUUCUCGACCGUCUGGCUGUCCCGCGAUACCACCACGGGCAAACACGUCGCCCUCAAAGUCGUGCGCUCUGCCGCCCACUACACCGAGACCGCCAUAGACGAGAUCAAGCUUCUCAACCGCAUAAACAGCGCCAACCCUGACCAUCCGGGCCGCAGACAUGUCGUCAGCCUGCUCGACUCGUUCGAGCACCGUGGCCCCAACGGAGUCCAUGUCUGCAUGGUCUUCGAGGUCUUGGGAGAGAACUUGCUCGGCCUCAUCAAGCGCUGGAACCACAGAGGCAUCCCCAUGCCCCUCGUCAAACAAAUCACAAAACAGGUCCUCCUCGGCCUAGAUUACCUGCACCGCGAGUGUGGCAUCAUCCAUACCGAUCUCAAACCUGAAAACGUCCUCAUCGAGGUUGGAGAUGUCGAGCAGAUCGUCAAGUCUUGCGUCAAGGAUGAAGAGAAGAAGGCCGAUACCAGAGACGAUAAUAGAAAUGGCAGACGGAGACGGAGAACUCUCAUCACAGGCAGCCAGCCGCUCCCCAGCCCGCUCAGCGCCAGCUUCAGUGGCGGGGACCCUUUCCGCAACGUUACUCCCUCCAUGCAGAGCUCCCAUAGCAGCCUCAACCAGGUCCUUGCUGAAUCUCCUCGUAAGAUACUCUUAUCCCUCUUUCCCUAUUUUUGGAUUACCUUAGUAUCUCUUCUAACUUCCACAGUCUCUGCUACCCCUACCACUCCCUCCAAACAAUCCAUGAAAGAUAAACUUGGCAUAAAGGAUUCGGACGCAGCUGCCGACGAAAAACAGAAACAAAGAGAAAAAACUACCAGCGACCUGCUUGAACGCGAAGUCUCAGGCAUCUCCCUCAACAAAGAUACAGACCAGUCCAUGGCCGGCGACCAGUACAAUAUCGAUAUUAUCUCCGUUAAGAUAGCCGAUCUGGGUAACGCCUGCUGGGUUGGACACCACUUCACAAACGAUAUCCAGACCCGACAAUACCGCUCGCCGGAAGUCAUACUCGGAGGUAAAUGGGGCGCCAGCACCGAUAUCUGGAGCAUGGCUGCGAUGGCAUUCGAACUUAUUACCGGAGACUACCUGUUCGACCCGCAGACCGGCACCAAAUAUGGUAAAGAUGAUGACCAUAUUGCUCAGAUCAUCGAACUUCUAGGUCCUUUCCCCAAAUCUCUCUGUCUAUCCGGAAAGUGGAGUCAAGAAAUCUUCAACCGGAAGGGAGAGCUCCGCAAUAUUCACAGACUACGCCACUGGGCACUGCCUGACGUCCUUAGAGAGAAGUAUCACUUUUCCGAGGAAGAGAGCAAAGCCGUGUCCGACUUUUUGAUCCCGAUGCUCGAACUCAUACCUGAACGAAGGGCAAAUGCAGGCGGGAUGGCUAACCAUAAAUAUCUCAACGGCACCAAAGGAAUGGAUCACAUUUCCCUUAACAUUCCUGUGGGAAGUCGAGGAGAAGGCAUCGAAGGUUGGGCAUCAGAGGUCAAGAGGAGAUGA